Letharia lupina is the source of this 534-nucleotide messenger RNA. RefSeq lists its product as uncharacterized. The transcript has 2 exons. The coding region runs from base 1 to 534 and encodes 177 amino acids. The record is from RefSeq and is a predicted model, not a curated record. NCBI's taxonomy places the organism in Eukaryota, Fungi, Ascomycota, Lecanoromycetes, Lecanorales, Parmeliaceae.
AUGAACUCUACGCAAAACCACACCAUCUCCCGUCGCAAACAAAAAAAGGCCGCUAGAAAGCUCAAGCGCGCCCAGUCCAGCACGGUACGUGCUAACGCAGAUGCUGCUCUACGUAACUCACGUGCCGCCCGCCUCCACCACAUCUUGGGGAGACCCGGACGCGGGGGCCUAUCAGCCAAGGGCGCCGAGCAAUUACAACAAUUCUUCUCUAAAAAGGUCCCCGAGAGUAAAAAGCCCUCGUUGCGUGAGAUGGAUGCUUCUGCGGCGAUGAUCAUGCUGCAAAUGGCGGCGGAGGAUGUCGAUGCUGGGAAAUUGACUCAUGAGGAGUUGAGGCAGCUAAGUGAGGAUAGUCUGAUGGCGAGUAGAGCAGAGUAUGGAGGAGGAGGAGGAGACGAGGAGGACGGGAAGGCAAAGGGGGACAGGGGGACGGAAGAGACAAUGGAGGCCAAGGGGGAUGUGGGGUCGGAGGAGGGGGAAGAGCUGGGAGACGAGGACUGGGAGCAGGGUGGUGUCGCUUUGGCCAACGAUUGGUAG